AUGGUUUUUCCACCCAAGAACAAUUUCAUCUCCUCCGCUGCAUACAAUGCCCUUCCACGUCUGAAUGAGGUGGCAUCUGUUGUCAAAGAUCAUGCAAAUAACCUGAAUGCCCUCCGUGCCGUUCUCAGAAAGCACAAUGUCCCCUGCGGCGUCUCCGUUCGCUUGAUCCAUAAACACUUCGAUAUCACAGACGGUGAAGUCAUGUCCUUAAAGGAUGUCCCAGUCCCAUCCAACGGCACCGUUUACUCCCUAGGCCCACUGAAGCCCGCCCAAGAACCCUCGCAGCUCCGCCCCGUUCAUUAUUUCUUGAACGAAGCCGGGUCAUUCCAAGCCUACGAAUACACAAGCGCACAAGUCCCCGACAUAUCAGGAUACGAGUCAUUCCUUGCUGAGUUCGGCACCCUUCUCGUCAAGCGCGGUCUACAGCGCAAACUAGGCCUGAAAUUGAAUAGCAAAAUAGACGAGACGGGCUGGGUGGAAUUCGAGUUUCGCGAGAAACGUAGUACUAUCAUUUUGCCCGAGGGAUGCCCAUACCGGAGGGGAUCAACCCGGAUUCUGAAUCCAAUAUACCCACGGAGUGGGGUGCGAUAG
Penicillium malachiteum is the source of this 591-nucleotide messenger RNA. RefSeq lists its product as uncharacterized. The coding region runs from base 1 to 591 and encodes 196 amino acids. The record is from RefSeq and is a predicted model, not a curated record. The transcript has a single exon. NCBI's taxonomy places the organism in Eukaryota, Fungi, Ascomycota, Eurotiomycetes, Eurotiales, Aspergillaceae.